UUAAUGUAUGCGCGCAAUAACACAUUUUUAACACAGACACUGACAUUCUUAGAAGCAUUACUUUUAAUAAGUUAUUAGAAAACGUCAACACAAAGUUGCUCUCCUCCCAAACUGUGCUGUCAGACAUCAACAGAUGUCCCUCCCCUGCAGCCGCCUGUCGGUCCUUCAUCCCCUCUGCCCUGCACUCUGCUGAUGUGCAGCUUUUCUGUUCAGGAAAGGAAAGCCUGUUUGUUACGCUGGAGAGUUUCAAAGAAAGGGAGACGACCCGACUGCUGCCGGUCACUCCCUAAGCUACGAUUCACAUAACAAAACAACAGAUCUCUAUCUGCUCGCCGGACCAGCACCUCCCACGCGACUGUCCCAAAAAACACUAAUCACUUGUUUUUGUUGAAGCUUCAUUCUUAUAAUACCUCAUUACUGUAGCAACUAUUGAUGAUAGGAUAAAUAAUAAAAAAACAAAUUGCACAUAUGGGAUAUACCAAUAGAUUAAUAGAAUUUUUACUGAUUUAACAUCCUUUUUUGUGUAUAAUAAAUGCGAAUUAAAAAAAAUAAAUGAAUGCCUCUUUAAAUAAAAUUUUUAUUAUCAAGUUUCAGAAACAUGGGAGACAAAUAAUCAUUAAGACAAUCAAGAUUAUAUUUUAAAUGUUAAUUUAAGGUUUAAGAUAAAGAUUUUGGCAAAUUUAAGCGUAAAUAAUUGAGGAAACGGUCAAUUUUUAAAAAGGCUUAAAAUUUUACUAUUUAAAAAUUGCCACAUGAGCAAAGGCUGGGCCCUUAAUUGUAUGGCUGUUUGUGUGCGUGUGUGUGUGGGCGUGUGUGUGUGUGUGUUUAAAGAGUGGGAGGAGGACAGAGAGCCACCAUCUCCUAAAACACUUUGUCCUGUUAGGACUUCAUUAUUCAUCGGUUCACCUCAGUAACAGCUAGGCUAAGGUUUUUGAAAACAGCAGCUGAAGGUAUGUGUUAAAGCUCAUUUGGGAUGCAAUAUCUAAAAUGUGUUACUUUAAACUUCUCAGUCUGUAUUUGCUUACUUUAAAUUGUGUCAUUUGAAGCAAACAAACCUUAAAUAUACAUUUUCUUUUCUAACACUUCAGAUCUGUGCGUGGGAGCAACUGAUGGAGUUUUGGUUGGACAAUCAGGGUCAGUCGCAGAUGUACUCCAGAUUUGGGACUCUUCCUGGGAGAAAUUGUGCAAACAGCUAUCAUGAGAGACGGCAGGCGACCUAUAACACACUGUUCUAUGGAGAGCAGCAGGAUCAGGGAAGGGAGAGCAGUGACUGGACGGUACCAGGAUCAAGAGUAGGAGGAGCUCUACAGGAAUAUACCAACUGGACCGACCCCGAACCGCCUGACUCCUCUUCUCCAAACUUUCCCUUCAUUUUACACCGUCAUGAACAGCGCCACCAGGACCUGGGGGAGUAUCGGCAACACAACCCCAGAGACAGAGAGUGGGCGUCUCACGCAGCUGCAAGGGAUUAUGACAGAGGAUUUCUGAGAGAUGCAUGGCCAAAGCGGUGGGACCAGAGUCAGCCUGCCCGUUACAACAGAGAUGUUUCUGCUAAGAGGAACGACACCAGCUAUCGAGAGCUGGAGGCCUGGGCAGCCCGGUACAGUCACUCGCUGCCAAGGAGGAGACGCUUAGAAGCAGAGUUACGAGAGACUGUCCAAAGCCAGUCGGAGAGAGAAAAACUUUUGACACAUCCUGAAGUUCAGCUACAAUACUACCAGCUAAAUCGAAGCAGCAGAGCGCAUAGGCUGUGGGACAAAGCAGGACCUCUUACUACUGACCCAAACCACAUGAAGGGAAAUACUGAAUACCAAUCAAGGGUACUGGACAAUCCUCCUGGAUAUAUUGGACCUCCUCCCUACAACAGGCCACACAAAAGUCCACCUGUGAUGCACCAUUGUGAUUUUGGCAGGCAGCUGGUUGGGAAGAAGCAAGCCGAUUGGUCACAGCCAACUCUCAGAAAGUCAGAUAUUCCUUUAGAUUUGGAAACCAAGAGGAAAGUCGAGAAAGAUGUAAAUAAAAUCUGCCCUGGACUAGAGAAACUAGAGUUCAGCAAACAUGAGAGGGAUGCUUUACAGGGAGUUGGUUCCACUGAUACACAGAAACCUGAAGGCAUUCUGGAUGAAGAACCACAAGCAGUUCAGAAGUCAGACACGGAGAAGGAUGAAAUCUGCAAGGUCAUAGAAGGAAGGAAGUUCAGACUAAAGAAAAAGACAGGAGGAAUGACAAUAUUCUGUCUUGUGUCUCGACUAGCUAGCCCCUCUGAAUCCACAUCUUUACCAGUCUGUACCUCCCAAACAAGCAUCCAAAGCACAGAAAUGGGAGAGCUUUUAAAAGAUAGACAGGUUGACAACCAAGUGAACAAGAUCUCUGAUGAUGUGGACUUCAGAGCACACACACUAACAGAGCAGUCAGAGAAAAAGACCCCCAAAUGCAGCGGAAAGGUUAUGCCUAAAGAUGACCUACCAAACAACGUUUUCCUGGAAAAAUCUGGAUUUGUAUCUCAGUCUGUGGAGCCUGUGUUGACUAGAUAUCCUUUAUGGAGGGAGCCUAGUUCCAGUACCAAGGCAGAAACUGACAGCCUCAACACAAACUGUUUGAAAGAGACAAAAGGAAGCAUCUUGAACCAGGAUGAGGGUGGGGAUGUAAGAAGCCAAUCAACAGACUUUGAGAAGAACAAAGUAGACAUUGCUGAGAACACUGAGGAUAUGAAAGGUCUACUGGUGAUAGACACCAGCUGUGUUGUUGUCAAAGUGGAGAUGAUUCCUUCACCAAAGAAGGAGCAAGUCCACUAUAUGGACUCCACAGCACAUGAUGAAGGCAGAACAUCUGAAUCCAACUCUCAGGUUUAUCAAGAUGUUGCAACUGAUCCAAGCAAUGAGUCCUUGCAAAGGUAUGAAGACCCUGAAGCUGAUCUGGAUCCAAUACAUUUGAAGAAACAGGAAGACAAAGAGAGUGGCAAUUCCCUCUCUGGUAUGCAGUCAUCUUUGGUUUCUGAAAGGGAAACUCUGGAGGAGCGUGCUGAAAGAAUCCUUGGAAUUCCUCUGCAUGAUGAUGAACAGCAAACCGAUGAUGAAGAACCAAUGAUUGAUCUGUGCAAGGAGGAGCAGAGUGAGGAGGCUGAACCACCUGACUCAGGGCAAACUCUAGAUGACACAGCAGAGGUUCUCCUACUGGACAAAGAUAACAAUAGAAAGCAUCUAACAAGUGAAGAUAAUAAAGAUUUUACAGCAUCUCAACAGCCAGCCAACACCAUGACUGAAAGUGAUAACACUGAGUCCCAACUUGAAACAAACAACACUUCAACCAAAAAUGAAUUGAAGAAAGAAAGACAGGCUGAAUUCACUUGUAGUGAAAUUGAAAAUGAAGAGCACCUUGUUGAUCUCAGUAAUACUUAUUCAUUUUCUUCAGAUUCAUCAGAUUCAAGCAUACAGGAAGGUGCUGAUUCUGAACUGGAUGCACAAAGUGCAGACCUAACACCUCACUCUGAUGCCUCACCUCCUCUUUUCCCUGAAACACCCGAUUCUCCUUUAAGCUCCACUCUCAGUGAAGAGCAUCUCCCAAGCCCUCCUCCUCUGGAAGUACUAUUCCUAGAAGCUGAUAUGGAGAGUGGUGCCGAGCCAAAGCAUAGUGGGGAUGAAAUGUCAGACUCUGCUGAAAACGGGUCCUUGGUCACAGAAAUGAAAGAAGUCCUGCCACAUCUACACAAUCACCAAUGUGACGACACUUUUUGUGUCACUGAGAAGGAGCAAACAGCUGAGAAUGAUUCAUCUGGAACUGAAGAAAAGUAUGAAGAUCUCAACAUUUCAGCUCAGCAGCUUAGAUGUGCCCAAACUGAAGGUGCCAAUUAUGCAAACAAGGACCAGGAUCUUCAACUAGCCAACAAUAAAUUCUCUGAUCCUACAGUUCAAACAGGUGAGGACAAUGAAGAAAAUCCAAGAACUUGUGAAUCAGAAGAUUGCAGCUUUCUACCAAAGUAUGAUUUGAAGGACAAUGUUUUGUGCAAGACAGAAAAAGAUGCAACUCUGGAGUCAAGCCAAAGAAAUCCAGAUCUGACUGCAUGUCCCUUAAAAGAAACAACAAGCAAUGACAGAGAUAAAUUCACUCAAAUUCAACUAAACACCUCGCAAAACUCACAAGAUGAAUGCCUUGACGAUACCUGUCCUUCGUCUGGUGAGGUCUUGAACAAGCUCCUAAUCUCUGAUAUUUCAUCUUCUCCACAAGAGCCUGACAGAGACCGUGCUCCUCCCUCCGAAACUGAAUCAACUGGGUGUCCUCUAAGCAUAGACAUCAUUGCUGCUCCAGACAUUGUGGGAAAUCCCUCUAAUUAUUUUUAUCUGGAUUCCUGCAAAGAAUCCAGUCAGUUGACAGCUUUUCUUUCCCAAGAGGAAGACAUUUCUCCAAAGUUCUCUCCAACUUCUGCACAAAAGAGAGCAUCUCAGUAUCCUAAGUCCCUGUUGGAUGUGGUAAGUCGCAUCAGGAAGCACACAGCACCUGACUCCGAGAGCGAAGAGGAGGAAGUGAGCGAACAGUGGGACCUGAGUUGUCUAGAUGUGGUGGCAGACACAAAGUUUGAGAAGAACUUCUCUGAUGAGCUGCAGGCAGUUUUGAAGCACAACACAGGGCAGGCGGACAAAGAACCAGAGGGACAUGCUGAAGAAGACACUAUGUCCUGCAGCAGCCACGUGUCUGAAGGCACUAUUACUUUAGGGAUUGAAGAAACAACACUCUCUGAUGAGGUGAAAGAGGAGUAUGACGCUGUCGAACAGGAGCUAAGAUGCUCCAGUGAAGAAAAAGAUGAAAUCCAAUUGGAAGAAAGUGAAGAAGAGGACAAGAUAAAUAUUUGUGGUUCUAGUGAGGAGAGUCCGGUGGAGGUAGAUCAAGAGGUCAGUGAUGUGUUGAGUUAGACUAACAAGAUAUCUAACAAACAGUGCCUUGCAAACACAUUCUAACCCCUUAAACUUUUUCAGAUUUAGCAACAUUACAACCAAAUACUUCAUUGUGUUUUAUUGUGACUAUCUACUAAACCCCAAAAUUAAGCAUAACUGAGAAAUGGGAGGAUAAAGGCAUAUGGUUUUAAGUUACAAAUAAAAACAAAUUUGGCAUGUGUCUGCAUGUCAAGUGCAUGACAAAUAGGCUUGACAUACGUCUACAUACUCUGAUAUCCCUAAAUAAAAACCAUAAAAUUGCUACCAGAAGUCACUUUAUUAGUGAACAAGAGUGUAAUUUAAUCUUAGUAGGAUCCAGCUGUUCCGAGUUUUCUUAGAAAACAUUAAUGAAGUCAUUAAUGUUUUCAUGAUGAGCAUCAUGAUGGUCAAUGAACACAGCAGACAGAUCAGUGAGGAAGUUGUGGAGAGAUUUAAAGUAGGAAUAGUUAUAAAACACCGUUCUGAGCUUCAGGAAAGGUCAGGGUGUAGUCAUUCACUUCAUACCAUAAAUCCUAUCUUUUUUUCAAAGAAUGGCAAGGAGCCAUCUCUUUUUUUUUUCUUUAAGAAAGCCACAAGAAGUUAUCGUGUUUGCAGAGCACAGCAAACAUGACAAAGAAGGUGCUCUGGUCAGAUAAGGACAUAAUUUAACCUUUUAAUCAACACCCAAACUGUAUGUAGUUCCUGAGAAAGACUCCUGUCUCUCUGAACACACCAUACCCAGGGCAAAACAUGGUGGUUGGGGCAUCACGCCGUGGGGGUGAUUUUCUUCAGUAGGAACAGGGAAAAUGGUCAAAGUUGACUGGACCACUUAUCAAGGUAAAUACCAGGCAGCAAACCUAUUCAAAAAAAGCAAAAUACUUGAGAGUAGAGCAGAGGUUUACAACAAUCCUAAACUUAAAACUAGAGCUGCAAUACAAAGCAUCAAUUUUCUUCCAAUUUCAUUAUUUUAUACCACACAGUUAUGUAUAACAUUUUAGCUGUAAAUAUUUCAAGGAGUGAGGAUAUUUUUGCAAGUCACUGUACAAUAUCUUAAUUUUACCCAUACUGCUAAAGUAAUUUUAGAGGUUUUGUAGUUGAUUGUUGAGUGAUAAAAACAGAAAAUAAAAUGUUUGCUUAGGUUUCAGUGUGGAGAAUGAGAUGUUUAUGAGAUGUUUCAGAUUAUUUAUGUCUUGAGUCUAGAAAUAAAGGCUGAACUCAU
This is a messenger RNA of Xiphophorus hellerii (green swordtail), 6126 nucleotides long. RefSeq lists its product as uncharacterized. The coding region runs from base 1110 to 4907 and encodes 1265 amino acids. The record is from RefSeq and is a predicted model, not a curated record. Lineage: Eukaryota; Metazoa; Chordata; Actinopteri; Cyprinodontiformes; Poeciliidae. The transcript has 2 exons.